Messenger RNA from Colossoma macropomum (tambaqui), 1453 nucleotides. It is a transcript of the gene sgf29, whose product is annotated as SAGA complex associated factor 29. The record is from RefSeq and is a predicted model, not a curated record. The coding region runs from base 137 to 1018 and encodes 293 amino acids. Gene Ontology annotation, cellular component: SAGA complex. NCBI's taxonomy places the organism in Eukaryota, Metazoa, Chordata, Actinopteri, Characiformes, Serrasalmidae. The transcript is spliced from 11 exons.
CAGUGCAAAACUAAAGAAGUGCUGGGGUUCCGUUUCAGAGAUGCCGUCGCGGUGAAUGUCCCUUCGAGGCUUCUGUAGCUACAAGGCCUAAGCUAGCUAACGAACCGCAGACGAAAACAAACCUCAAAAAGACUCAAUGGCUUUGGUGUCUGCGGAUACCAAAAUUGCUGAGCUUCUGACUGAGCUCCAUCAGCUAAUAAAGCAAACUCAGGAGGAACGUUCACGCAGUGAACACAACUUGCUCAACAUCCAGAAGACACAUGAAAGGAUGCAGACAGAAAACAAGACCUCUCCAUACUAUCGGACCAAGCUCCGGGGACUCUACACCACAGCAAAAGCAGAUGCAGAAGCAGAGUGCAGCAUUCUGCGCCAUGCUCUUGACAAGAUUGCAGAAAUUAAAUCACUACUGGAGGAGAGACGUAUUGCUGCGAGGAUGGCUGGAGUGCACAAUAACAGUGACCCACCCAGGAAGACCAUGCGGAGAGGCGUUCUGAUGACUCUGCUUCAGCAAUCUGCUAUGACACUUCCUCUAUGGAUUGGCAAGCCGGGCGAAAGUCCGCCUCCUCUGUGUGGGGCCAUCCCUGCAAGCAGUGAUUACGUGGCAAAGCAGGGGGAUAAGGUGGCAGCUCGAGUGAAGGCUGUGGAUGGAGAUGAACAGUGGAUCCUGGCUGAGGUUGUCAGCUACAGCCACUCCACCAACAAGUAUGAAGUGGAUGACAUUGAUGAGGAAGGAAAAGAGAGGCACAUGCUAAGUCGAAGAAGAAUCAUCCCUCUGCCACAGUGGAAGGCCAACCCAGAGACGGACCCCGAGGCCCUGUUCAGCAAAGACCAGCUGGUGCUGGCCCUCUACCCACAAACCACCUGCUUCUACAGAGCACUCAUUCAUACCCCCCCACACCGGCCCCAGGACGACUAUUCAGUGCUGUUUGAAGACACUUCAUAUGCAGACGGCUACUCACCGCCUCUCAAUGUAGCCCAGAGGUACGUGGUGGCCUGUAAGGAGAACAAGAAGAAGUGAAGAACACUUUGACUAUUCUGCGGGUCCUGAUCACCUCUGUUACAAAACUAGAUCUUGGAUCAGGGCUCUUUAAAUGCUUUUCUCGUUCCAGAUCAACUGAAAAGUAGACUAUGGCAGAGAUUGUGCCUUUAGCUGUAAUGGGCACAUCCUCACUUUUCACUUUGUAUUUGCAAAGGACGCUUGGAUAACACUGGAUGACAUUAUCACUGUUGUCCAACAGUUGUUUUGUGAGUGGUGAAUUAACCCGAAACUGUGCUACAUCAGGUCUGCGUUCAGCGUUCGAGGCUAUGUGACCUUGGUGUCGUUUCGUGUGUGUGUGUGUGUGUGUGUGUGUGUUUUAAUUUUUUUCAUAUGACAUUCUUGUCCAUGUGGUGGCAAAGAAGCCAACUGCCGGUGAAUCGUGUAAAAAGUGAAAAUAAACCAUUUUCAAGCUUU